UCGGUCGGAUCCGAGCCCCGCCAGCACCAACCAUCCCGCGAGAGAACCCCACUGCCGCGGCCGGAAAUCUCAUCAGCCAGUUCAGCUAUCUAGCUCGUCGUUCUCGCCGGGGCGGUGAUCCGAUAGCUCCCGCCAUGGCCUCCUGGCUCAAGGUCGCCGAAGACUUGCUCGAAGUUGUCGACCGGAGGGCGAAAAGCGUGGCUACCGAGUUGUCCGAUGAGCAGCCUAGUUCUCAGCCCUCAGGAUCGAGUGGCCAAGAAGGGCAAGCGAAGAGGGGAAAGUCGAGUGAGAAGGGUCCAUUGAAGCUCACUACUGUGGAUGCCAGCAAGAAGACAGUGGCUCAGAAGGAAAGGAAAAACAGGCAACCACCUCGGGAGAGGAUUAAGAUUGAGAAGAUCAAACCUUCGCCCGGUGGAGAUUCAUCCAAUGUUGUUGCUAUUGCUAGUGCCAGUGAACCUGAAGUCAUUUCCAUUGAUUUUAAGGGAGCAAAUGAUGAGGGUACAUCAGACAAAGCAGAGAACACCACUGUUGACCUUAAAAAUGAUAGAGGUGUGAAUGCUAUCGAUGGUGUGGUUGAAGUCCAGUCGUUGGAGAAAAACCCUGAGGAUGCAGGUCCUGUCAUGGAUGGUGUCGCAGAUUCUGGACAUUUGGAGAGUGCUUCCGAAAGCUCUGUUCCUUCAGUUCCGGAUGAAAAAAGUGAGCCCAGCAGCAGUAACCAGGCUACUGAGAUUGCUCCAGCAGUCAGUUUGGACGAGAAAGACAUGUCUGUGGCUGUUAUCCAGGAGAGAAAUAUCUCUGAGAUACCCGAUAUACAAGGUUCUGGCAAAUUACAAGAAUCAAUGAAGGAUAAUUUGUCAGGUUCACCAGAAAUCAUAGAAAAUCAACAGGAAGAUAAGUCCGAUUCAGUUCCUGUGAAAGAUCAAGACCAGCUUGAGGAGGCUCAGGGAUUAUUAAAGAGUGCUGCAAAAACUGGCCAAUCAAAAGAAGCUAGAUUAGCUCGGGUCUGCGCUGGACUUUCAUCCCGUCUCCAGGAAUAUAAAUCUGAGAAUGCGCAGCUAGAGGAACUUCUUGUUCACGAGAGAGAGAAAUGUAGCUCAUAUGAAGCUCAUAUAAAGCAACUACAGCAAGAACUAUCAGUGUCCAAAGUACAAGGUUCACGAGUUGAAUCUAACAUGGUUGAUGCUUUGACGGCAAAAAACUCAGAGAUUGAGUUUCUAGCUAAAUCACUGGAUUCCUGGAAGAAAAAAGCGGCAGCUUCAGAAGAAAUGCUCGCAUCUUUACAGGAAGAUAUGGAUGGCCUCAAGAGGAACCGUGAGCUUACUGAAACCAGGAUCAUCCAGGCUUUACGAGAGGAACUUGCUACCGUAGAGCGCAGGGCUGAAGAGGAGCGGAUUUCACAUAAUGCUACCAAGAUGGCAGCUGUUGAGAGAGAAGUAGAAUUGGAGCAUCGGGCUGUUGAAGCAUCAAAUGCUCUUGCUAGAAUCCAGAGGGCUGCUGAUCAAAGCUCAUCAAGAGCAAUGGAAUUUGAGCACAAAGUAGCUGUGCUUGAGGUUGAAUGUGCAUCGCUGCACCAAGAACUACAGGAGAUGGAAGCUCGUAAUCGUCGUGCCCAGAAAAAGCCUUCUGAAGAAGCUAAUCAAGUUCUUCAGAUUCAGGCAUGGCAGGAGGAAGUGGAGCGUGCACGCCAAAGCCAAAGAGAGGCAGAAAGCAACAUAUCUUCUUUGGAGGCUGAGUUACAGAAGAUGAGAGUUGAAAUGGCUGGAAUGAGAAGAGACGCGGAGCAUUAUUCUAGACAGGAGCAUGUUGAGCUAGAGAAGAGAUACCGUGAGCUUACUGACUUGCUGUACCAUAAACAAACACAAUUAGAAUCCAUGGCCAGUGAAAAAGGUGCAUUAGAGUUCCAACUGGAGAAAUCAUUAAAGCAAUUUCAUGAAGUGCAGGUAGAAGCAGAAAGGAGCAGGGUUUCUCGCAGAUCAGCAUCGUCUUGGGAAGAAGAUACUGAUAUCAAUGCGCUAGAGCCUCUUCCUCUACAUCAUCGACACAUGGCAACGGCAAAUCAGCAGUUACAAAAGGCUGCAAAGUUCCUAGAUUCAGGAGCUGUGCGUGCUACUAGAUUUCUGUGGCGGCAUCCUGUUGCCCGAGUCACCCUUCUAUUUUAUCUGGUGUUUGUGCAUUUGUUCUUGAUGUACUUGAUGCAGCGCCUGCAGGACUUCGCGGCGAGAGAAAGUGCGGCAUCAUCCAUUGGGGAGCUGACCAACGUGAACUUGCCAUAGGCUUUGUGGUCUCCUUGGCUCUCAGAGAAUUAGGCAUUGCUUGAUUGUAGCUCUACACGGCCCAGUUUGGACCAAUGGAUUUGCCCCCAGCUCCUACCGGAGUUUAGUGGUCUCCUGCAAAAUCCCAGCGUUCCAAAUAAGCCAUUAAGUGUUAUUGGUUUGAUGCAGCGUUAACCCGCCCACCAUUUUUUCUCCUCCUCCACACCCCCCCCCCCCCCCCCCCCCGUUUUGUAAAGUAAUGUUCUUUAUUUGGCCAUGGGUUAUAUAUCAAAUAUACAUAUUCUUUCAUACUUCAUAUUGAUCACAAAUGUAGCAGCUCGUGUAGUCGUUUUGACAGCAUGACCAAAUAAUGGACAUCAUGCACACAAGUCAAGAGUCACUUGAGCCCAUUCUUGUACUCUUAAACAAACUGUUGGGGAUCGAUGGAGCAAAUUACUUUAUUAAUAUGAAAUGUGGAAAAUCAUGACACUUGAGUUUGUA
Messenger RNA from Brachypodium distachyon (stiff brome), 2753 nucleotides. Its product is annotated as golgin-84. Gene Ontology annotation, cellular component: Golgi cisterna; Golgi membrane. Gene Ontology annotation, biological process: Golgi organization; retrograde transport, vesicle recycling within Golgi. The coding region runs from base 135 to 2273 and encodes 712 amino acids. The transcript is spliced from 21 exons. NCBI's taxonomy places the organism in Eukaryota, Viridiplantae, Streptophyta, Magnoliopsida, Poales, Poaceae. The record is from RefSeq and is a predicted model, not a curated record.